Onychomys torridus (southern grasshopper mouse) is the source of this 4949-nucleotide messenger RNA. It is a transcript of the gene Grhl2, whose product is annotated as grainyhead like transcription factor 2. The coding region runs from base 482 to 2359 and encodes 625 amino acids. The transcript is spliced from 16 exons. Lineage: Eukaryota; Metazoa; Chordata; Mammalia; Rodentia; Cricetidae. The record is from RefSeq and is a predicted model, not a curated record. Gene Ontology annotation, biological process: brain development; neural tube development; regulation of transcription by RNA polymerase II. Gene Ontology annotation, molecular function: RNA polymerase II cis-regulatory region sequence-specific DNA binding; DNA-binding transcription activator activity, RNA polymerase II-specific. Gene Ontology annotation, cellular component: nucleus.
GAAACUUCGCAGUGAGUUACCUGCACUUGGAGAAGGGCCUUACCUGAGCGCGCCUCUGCCAAUGGCAGCUCACCUGAGGGAGCUCCGCAGCCAAUCACAGCGCAGCUCGGCCCUCGGGCUUGUACCCUUUAGUGAAAGAAUUCAGCGCCUAGCGAGAAAGUUACCUGUGGCCGCCCAAGUCCGCCACUUUGCGCUCUGUGUCUGCCCAUUGCCACGAUCCGGGAGGACUCCGCGCCGCCGGGCCGCCUCCGAGCGCGGGCCCCAUGUGAGGGCCCCCCCCCAUCCCACCUUUCCGGCUAGGUGAGGGCGCGAGCGAGCGGGCGAGCGAGAGUGGUGAGGGGGGACGAAAGCAGAAUUACCUGUAGCUCUUGUUCUGCCAUCUCGGGCGCUCUCACACACCUUCACCUGCACAGACUUGAAAGUCCAGUUUCACCAGAGGCUGAGGCUCCAGGAAAAGGGGAGCGAGUUCAUUGGAUCAAACAUGUCACAAGAGUCGGACAAUAAUAAAAGACUAGUGGCCUUAGUGCCCAUGCCCAGUGACCCUCCCUUCAAUACCCGAAGAGCCUACACCAGUGAGGAUGAAGCAUGGAAGUCCUACCUGGAGAAUCCCCUGACUGCAGCCACCAAGGCUAUGAUGAGCAUUAAUGGUGAUGAGGACAGUGCUGCCGCCCUUGGCCUUCUCUAUGACUACUACAAGGUUCCCCGAGACAAGAGACUUCUGUCUGUGAGCAAAGUGAGUGACAGCCAAGAAGACCAGGAUAAAAGAAACUGUCUUGGCACCAGUGAAGCCCAGAGCACUUUGAGCGGAGGCGAGAACCGAGUGCAGGUCCUGAAGACUGUCCCAGUGAACCUCUGCCUCAGUCAGGACCACGUGGAGAAUUUGAAGCGCGAGCAGUAUAGCGUGUCCAUCACCGAGAGCCCGGCCGUCAUCCCGGUGUCGGGCAUCACCGUGGUGAAAGCCGAGGACUUCACGCCGGUGUUCAUGGCGCCCCCGGUGCACUAUCCCCGCGCGGAUGGCGAGGAGCAGCGCGUGGUCAUCUUUGAGCAGACUCAGUACGACCUGCCCUCCAUAGCCAGCCACAGCUCCUAUCUCAAGGACGACCAGCGCAGCACCCCCGACAGCACCUACAGUGAGAGCUUCAAAGACGGGGCCUCGGAGAAAUUUCGGAGUGCUUCUGUUGGUGCUGAAGAGUAUAUGUAUGACCAGACAACAAGUGGAACAUUUCAGUACACCCUGGAAGCCACCAAAUCUCUCCGUCAGAAGCAGGGGGAGGGCCCCAUGACCUACCUCAACAAAGGACAGUUCUACGCCAUAACACUCAGUGAGACCGGAGACAACAAAUGCUUCAGACACCCCAUCAGCAAAGUCAGGAGUGUGGUGAUGGUGGUCUUCAGUGAAGACAAAAACCGAGAUGAACAGCUGAAAUACUGGAAAUACUGGCAUUCCCGGCAACACACGGCCAAGCAGAGGGUCCUUGACAUUGCUGAUUACAAGGAAAGCUUUAACACCAUCGGAAACAUCGAAGAGAUCGCGUACAACGCUGUUUCCUUCACCUGGGAUGUGAGUGAAGAGGCAAAGAUUUUCAUCACCGUGAACUGCUUGAGUACAGAUUUCUCCUCCCAAAAGGGCGUGAAAGGACUUCCUCUGAUGAUUCAGAUCGACACAUACAGUUACAAUAACCGCAGCAAUAAACCCAUCCACAGAGCGUACUGCCAGAUCAAGGUCUUCUGUGACAAGGGAGCAGAAAGAAAGAUCCGAGAUGAAGAAAGAAAGCAGAACCGGAAGAAAGGGAAGGGCCAGGCCUCCCAAACCCAGUGCAACAACUCCUCUGAUGGGAAAUUGGCCGCCAUACCCCUACAAAAGAAGAGCGAUAUCACGUACUUCAAAACCAUGCCUGACCUGCACUCGCAGCCCGUGCUCUUCAUACCAGAUGUUCACUUUGCAAACCUGCAGAGGACUGGACAGGUGUACUACAACACGGACGAGGAUCGAGAAGGCAGCAGUGUCCUCGUUAAACGGAUGUUCAGGCCCAUGGAAGAGGAGUUUGGUCCAACACCAUCCAAGCAGAUUAAAGAAGAAAACAUAAAGCGAGUGCUUCUGUACGUGAGGAAGGAGAACGAUGAUGUGUUCGAUGCUUUGAUGCUGAAGUCGCCCACAGUGAAGGGUCUGAUGGAAGCGCUGUCUGAGAAGUAUGGACUGCCUGUGGAGAAAAUCACAAAGCUUUAUAAGAAGAGCAAAAAGGGCAUCCUGGUGAACAUGGAUGACAACAUCAUUGAGCACUAUUCAAAUGAGGACACCUUCAUCCUCAACAUGGAGAGCAUGGUGGAAGGCUUCAAGAUCACGCUGAUGGAGAUCUGAGCCCUGGGCACAGGUCCCCUUGACAGGAGCUCUCUUCAGCGUGCUCCUUCCUGGGACAGAUGGGAUGGAAUCUCGCUGCCCCAGAACCUGGAGCUCCAUCUCACCCACCUCACAGACUGUUACAAGACUGCUGGGAAAGGGGCGGGGCCCAAGGCCCUGUGAGUGUCCAUGUCGACUCCUCCAUUUGCUCCCCAUGGAGCUGAAGCCUGAGCCCCUCAGCAAAUUUCUUUGGGCCUGGCAGGCCCUUAUUUAUUGCCCAUUUUCCCCAAGAACCUGGAGUCCAGGCCCUCCAGGACUCUAUAAGUUACUGAUAGCUCCAUGUGAGGCAUCCAGGGUCCCAUUCCCCCCACCCCCCACCCCUUCAAGGGAAACACAGCCAGUCCACUCAUCUCGAGGAGCCCGGGCAGCUGCUGUGUCUUUUCUUACUUCCCUGCUCUUGAGUGGAUGGACGAGAUGAGCGCCUCCUUGGCGCAGUCUCCAUGGGUGGGGUAAGAAGGACACCCUUUUACUGGCCCCAAACCUUCAGAUAGCUCUGAAGAAGGUCAUUUUACUAAAUACCUCCAGGGGGUCUCAGCAAGUAGCCACUGGGCCUUGUACGGGAAGACAUUCUGCUACCAUGUCAGUAAUAAGGAACACAAAGUAAGCCUAGUGACCAUGUACAUAUUUUGUACAUAAUAUCGCAAUAAUAUAUUUUACCUGUGGUGUGCGGGCGUGUUUACUGCCACUGGCCUGGAGAAGACACGACCCAAAGACUCAGAGCACUCUGCUCUAUCCAAGAGGAGGCCUUUGGGGUGUCAUGUGACUGUGGUGAAUGGCUGGAGGGACUCUUCAUUGGGCCAUGCCUGAGGACUUGUUCCCCGUCCCCAGACGGAGCCCUUUCUCCUCAAACAUGAUGUCCUCCAGGCCAUCGUACUUUAUCUCAUGGUGGUAUGUCUGGGCAGGGCCAUGCUGUCAGUGCCUUGUUUAGCUUUGGUAACUUAAGCCUUCUGUAAAGUUUCUGCAGGGGUUUACGCUGGGGCGGGCCCUGUCGCUGGGACCUGCGACAGAACUGCUUGGCCAACGUGGGAUCCUGGACACUGUUGUGCCUCACAGUUUACAAGCAUGUCCUUCAUCUCAAGUGGCCCCUUUGAAAGUCCAACUGUAGUUUUGCGAAGCGAGCCAGCAGCUCGGCUUGGCUGUGAACAGCAGACGCUCUCCUCGUGCUUCUGGAGACCGGAAGAGGUGGGGCUAUCCACACAGGCUGUGGAAAGCCAUGGGGGCCCUGGCAAUUCCAAACCCGGCUUUGGGAGGCACACUGGAGAGCUAAGGCUGUUCCUCUCCUUCCCCGGGGGAGGUCAAGAGAAAGCUGCUUUCCUGACCAGUCAUGAAAGCAUGCCCCACCGUGGGCUGCUGUUCUCUCUGAGAUGGCAGGUCAGUAGCUUAGGGACUUGUAUGUGCCCCCGUGGGCUGAGCACUAGUUUGAGUAGCCAUGCAUAUCCCACUCCCAGGCCUGGAUCAUGGGACAGCUUCCAUGGAAAGGUCCAGAUCUGCCUGGGAAGCACUUUGAUGUCUUACCUGGAGGCUCAGUUGACUCCUGCCUUCUUGUCCCACCUGCCCCUGAGGCUGACUCUAGACCAGCCCUUGCUCUCCAAAGUGGCAAAGAAGUUGAAUGGGAUGGAGAGUAGGUGCCGAAGAGGCUCCCAGGGAUAUCGGGGUGCCUUUCUGAGAGCCCCGGCACUCCUCAUUCCAGUCCUCACCUCCACUCUAAACACCAUUCCUUGAAGCUUGGGGACCCUCCAGGGUGCUAGUGGGUCUCUGAUCUAUGGUCUACAACACUUGGGGUUAGCUCAAAACAUGCUGGCGGACCUUAUAUGUGGGUGUAAAACUCCAGAGCAGGGAGAAGACAGACGUGUAGCAACCCCACUGCUGCCAGCUCUUCUCUCUAGUCUCUGGAAAACUGCUGGUCUGCUGUAUGGCCGAAGACAAGCCAGAGAUGGCUUUGCCUUGCCUUUGUCCUGAACCCCUAAGCAGUGCUUGUGAUAGCCAUCACCAGAACAAGGGAUAGAAGCCAGUGCCACCAAAGAGUGUUCCAGUGUCAGGUCCUGGAGCAUCCGCUGGGGGCAUCCCUUCUUUGCUGAGCAUCCUUUUCUGAACAAAACACUCCAGCAAGCUGGAAAAGCUUGCCUCAACUUUGUCUCUGAAUUAAUCUCACCCAAAUAAAGAACUUUUUGUCGUUGUGUUUAGUCCAUAGAAGAUGGGGCACACUUGAAGCCAGAAAGCUUCCGUGUCGUCACAUUGUUGAAACUUUCCCGGUGUUUAGAAUUGGAACCAACGGAGAGGUACACAGGGGCUGUCAUACUGAAAUCAGCUCCUGAAAGACUAAGGCAUGUGCUAACACAGAGACCUGGGAAGCAUGAAAUGAGUUAAAACAUUUGCUUUCCUUCGUGUUUAACAGUCAUGAAAUGCAACAGGAAGGAGGGUUUGUGCCAAAUUCUGAGAAUGGCCCUUUCCGAAGGACAAGCAAGGGGGUUGAUGUGUGUACCAUCUGCUCCUGCCUAAAAAAGAGCAAUGUAACUUCAUAGUUUUGUAAAUGGGAAAGGGGGAAUCUAUA